Messenger RNA from Diabrotica virgifera virgifera (western corn rootworm), 5007 nucleotides. RefSeq names its product rho guanine nucleotide exchange factor 17. Lineage: Eukaryota; Metazoa; Arthropoda; Insecta; Coleoptera; Chrysomelidae. The transcript is spliced from 13 exons. Gene Ontology annotation, biological process: actin cytoskeleton organization. The record is from RefSeq and is a predicted model, not a curated record. Bases 379 to 4674 code for a protein of 1431 amino acids. Gene Ontology annotation, molecular function: guanyl-nucleotide exchange factor activity; protein binding.
ACCACUAGUACCACCAUCACCAUGUGGGUGACUACAAGGUUAUCGGAACUGCAUACGUCAAAAGUUUGCUGUCGAUGACACCGACUGUAAAGAAGUGCAUUCUUAACACGACGGAAAUAUUGUGAAGUGGUACCGAGACAAUACGGGACUUUAUUACGUUAUACGCGAAUAUUAUUAAAAGAUAUGUUAAAUAAAACUUAAACAUAUGAAUAUAGUACAAUAGUACCAGACAUAUAAUGGGAGAAAUAUGUAAUGACGUGUUUUUAAACGACAUUUUUUCUGUUAAACUGUUACCAGUUGAACAUCAAGAUGAAAAUGGGAACUAAUACAACUAUAAUUUCCCAAACUUGUUAUGUGAAAGUUACUUGAAAAAUAUUCAUGACGAUAAAACUCAUGGAUGCAGGAAUGAGAGUAGGAGCUGUAUCCCCGCCUCCACCCGGAGUUGGGCUUCGAUAUCUUUCCCACCAAAGCUGUUGGCCGUCAACACCUUGCAGUGAUAGCGGUUAUGACAACGCUCUCUUCUCCCGAAUUCCCCUUUUUCCGAGAACAUCUAUUAAUUUAGAUCGAAGUAGUUGCGAGUAUAGAGUUCCUUUAAGCGAUGAAAAUCCUUCAAACAAACUGGCUCCUCAGCAAACUUCAGUCACUGUGCGUGGUACUGCAAUUUACUCAAACAAGUAUUUGGUAAAAAACCAACUGAAACAAUGUACCCUAGUGCGACCUGCAGGUCAAAUUUACAAAAGAAUCGCUGCCUAUGGAGAUAUCAAUGAUCGAGAUAGUACUCUGGACCGACUGCCCAGAUUUCGAUUUGGCGGAAAUCGUACAUCUGCAGCGGAAAAGAGAAAUAAACAUCACAAGUAUAAAGAACUAACUUCUCGAUUGAAACGAGAUAUUACAACAGUUCCAUCUGCCAGAUUACGACAUGGAAAUAAGGCUAAUCCUACGACACCAUCUAUUCCAAUAUCUUGUCCAGCUGACGAUUUAAAAAGGGAGGUAGUAUUGCGAAAUAGUUCAGUAUCCUCAGAUGUUUUUUGUCAAACUAAAUAUUCGCAACACCAACCGUCUCAUAGACUUCAAGAAUUUGAAAGUCAAAUAUCUAUAACAGAGGUACAUUCGUUGAAUAAACCACAAAAUGUAUUGGUAGACUCAACGGAAGCUUCUAAGGGGGAACUGACUGUAUUCGAAGUCGACGGUAUAUCGGAAGAUCUUAAAGCGUUAAAUGUUUUAAUAGAAGCAUCAAGAACUCCCGAAGGUGAUAUAACGGAAGAUAAAUUGACACAUCUAGAAAACAGUCUUAACGACAAGAAAAAACGAAAAGCGAGACGAAGAAAGGGGAUUUAUAUUUCCCAAUGGCCAAAUACUUAUCAAUCUACUGAGGAUAUUAUACCUCAAUUGAUACACGAUGGAGAUUUUGCUUGUAUUGAUUCCACUUCCAAGUUUAUCAAAGAAUCUUUGGUUGAAAUAUCGAAAAUAAGCAUUUCUGAUGAAAGAAAUAAGGAGUAUUCAAUUUGGAUUAGCUCCCAAGAGAAGCUGGUUCAUUCUGAUGAGAAUGACUUAGCCGGGCCAAAGAUAAUAUCUGAAAAUUUAAAAGAAGUAACAGAUAAUAAUGAAUUUAAAGCAAAUCUAUCGCCAGUAUCGCUAGAACACAAUAAACCAAAUCAAAUACUAGUGCAAUCAGAUAAAGACAAUAUACUUAGUUUAAAUACUGAUUCAAAUCCUAAAAACAUUCCUUUAUUAGCCUCAAAAAACAAUUUAAAUAGUGAACUUAGCAUCUCACAAAACCUGCCAUCAGUUCCUUGUGCAUCAUUAAAUAAUUUAUCGAAACCAAAGCAUCGUAGAACUAGAGGAUCUCUUUCAAGUUUUUCAGAUGAAACUAACAAUAAAGAUGUUUGCGUUAAUUUUAAUUUAAAUACACCAAAACAACACAAAAAGAAAAUUAGUAACAACAAUGUGGUUAUUUCAACCGAUGUUGACAUAAAAAAUAGAGUAAAUCAACAAAGAACAACAUCUAGUCCAUCUAAAUUAGACUAUAUAAAUGCUGAAGAAAAUAGUGAUCUAUUGGAACGAUUGUUGAUACGAAGUUUCGACCAAUUAACAACUAAUGAUGCUAACCAAAAUUUUCAAAUGGACACCCGGACACACGUGGUGGUAGAACUGUUCGAUAAUGAGAAAAGCUAUGUUGAGUCUCUCCGUAUUAUGAUUACGGAAUAUUUGGAACCAUUAAAAUCUCCAGAAAAUGUGAAUUUAUUGGAUGGCCACCUAGUGGACGAGAUAUUUUACCAGAUUCCCGAAUUAUAUAGUCACCAUCAGCAUUUUUUAACUGAACUUCAAAAGAGGCUGGAGCAAUGGGAUAUAAAACAGAAAGUGGGCGAUGUCUUUUUAGAAAUGUUCACUAAGACUGCUGUUAUAGAAAGUUAUACAAACUAUGUGAACAAUUGGAAAAAGGCACGAGAAAUUAUGAAAAACGCUCAACAAUCAAAACCAGCAUUUAGUAGAUUUUUAGAGGUGACUGCAAGACAAAAUAGUGGCAAAUUAACUCUAGAUUCUCUUUUGAUAAAGCCUAUACAAAAAUUUCCCAAAUACGAACUUCUAUUACAAAGAAUAAUCAAACACACUGACGAGAGUCACCCGGACCACGACCUUCUUCUAGCGGCACAAAGCAAAGUCCAUGAACAAUUACUAAAAAUAAAUUGUACUGAAAAAGAAGCAUUAGACUUGGAACAACUGAGGGAAAUAGAAGGAUUGAUAGAUGGGUUAAUAAAUCUAGCGGUGGCGGAAAGGCAGUAUCUUAGGCAUGAUUACGUAUCGAUGUCUCACCGUACAGGGUAUAGAAAAGAAAGGGCUUUAUUUCUUUUCAGUGAUCUCUUAGUAAUCACGGGUAUAAAGAGGAAAAGCGGGACUAUACGAAGACCGACUACAGGCCAAGGGGGUAUUACUAGCACGUUAGAAGCGAAUAAGUACAAGUUGUUGAUGAAAAUACCGUUGGAGGAUAUAGAACUGAAUCGAUCCAAAGAUGAUAACAUGAGGCAAAUUAUGACGGAAGUUGAUAACUUAACGGAUGACAUAUCGCUGUUGAAUCAGAUACAUGAACUGGCAUGUAAUUUACAUUAUAGUCAUACAAAUUUAGAUGAAGUCGUCAAAGAAAUGUUGGGUUCAUUGAACAAGCAUCUAAUAGAACAACAAAAUUCGGAUUCGCAAUUAGCGUGUUUGGAUCUCACGAUAUCUACACCUAACGGACCUGAAAAUGUUUCCAUAAUAUUUACAAAUGUAGAGAAAAGAACAUCUUGGGAGGAGUCCUUGACUGAAGCUAAACAAAAAUUAGCAACUUCAACUGAUCGAGUCCCAAGUCCUGAAUUACUAGCCACAGUACCUAUAAGGAAAACUAGAGCAGGUCUCCAGUUUACCUGUGCUGCUCCUACUGUAGGUUACAAAUCUAAAGACGUAUGGGUGUGCAACAGCGAUGGAUACGUUGGCCAAGUUUGUGUUUUAAGUUUAUUGCCAGAGCCUAAUGUUACGUCCUGCAAUGGAGUGUGCAACAGAAAGAUAGUGUGCAUUGCAUCAGUACCAGGUAUUAAUAACAGAACAUCGACAAAUGGGAAUAAAAAGGUGGGAGGAGAACCAAAGGAACAUAAGAUGAUGAAUUUCGAUAGCAGUUCAUCGAGUGAUGAAGACGAAAACUGUGAUAAUGAAAUAAACGAACAACCCCAACAUAUAGUAGAUUCAGAAGUGUGUAGUGUAGAAAAUGAUGAAUCAGACAAUUAUCAAUCGACCAUGUGGUUGGGCACUGAAGAUGGUUGUAUAUACAUAUACAACUGUAGUGACAACAUUAGGAUUAAGAAAAAUAAAGGAAAAUUACAAUUAGGAGCUUCUAUUUUAAGUAUAAUAUAUCUGGAUAACAGGGUUUAUGUAUCAUUAGCAAACGGAGAUAUUACUGUAUAUGACAGAGAUUCUGCUGGAACUUGGAACUCAUCUAGUUCGGCAGUAUGUACAGUGGGAUCGUUGAGUUCUCCAGUUUCCAAAAUAGUACCUUAUAAUGGAAAACUCUGGUGCGGAUGUGGCAGCAGCGUGAAAAUAUUCGAUGGCCAUUCCUUAGCAGUUGAGAACAGUUUUGUGAUUAAUAAUGAUAGUAACAAGUCAAUUACGUGUAUAGUUCUUAGUGGAAACGGAGUGUGGUUAUCACUUCAGAAUUCAGCCAUUAUUAAAUGCUACCAAGUGACUACUUUCGAAUUAAUCUGUGAAAUUAAUGUUGCUCCGUCUGUGACUAAAAUGUUGACAAGUUGCGACGAUAUAAUUCGACAACACAAAGCAGCUUGUCUGCGAGUGACAUCUUUGGUAGCAUGCAAAGACCUCUUGUGGAUUGGUACUUCGGCCGGAGUACUGCUAACCAUGCCUCUUCCUCACAUUUCUUCGACAACGACCAAACUUACUACAGUACCUACAGUUAAUGGAGUGCCUCAUGGCCAUACUGGCCACGUAAGAUUCUUGACGUCGGUGGAAAUGCCAGCCAAUGAAUUAUCUCAUAGAAUUUCGUAUAAGUCAAAACAGGAGACGCGAUCUAGUGCGAAGUUUUUGGUGAUAUCUGGUGGCGAUGGAUACGAAGAUUUUAGGACAUCUAAUAUGUCAGAGGUAGCCGGAAGGGAAGAUUCUACGAACCAUCUUUUACUGUGGAAUAUUUAAGAAAAUAUCUAUUGAACAAUAAUGUAUAAUUCAGCAUAUCAAAAAAGUGUCAUUUUGUACGGUGCAUUUCUAUGAAAUAUGCAAAUUUUAUUUAAAAGUUUAUAAAAAACAAAGUCUGAUGAUUCACUUAUUUAUUAUCUAAUAAUUUGACUAAAAGUUAAAUCGAAACAUGCCUUCCUUGAUUGAAUUAACCCUUAACAGUAUAUAUUUUAACUAAGAAGUAUAUAUAGAUUUAUGAAUACUAAAUGGAAGAAUUUCAGAGUUCCUUGUAUAUAGAACUACAUAUUAUAUAAAUAUUUUAAAAAUUUCUAAUAAAUAUGUCCUAAUCUAUAA